AGGUAGGAUGGGGCCAUGGACUCAUGUUGCUUACGCCAAAUCCUGACUUUCAUCAGCAACAGGACCUGGGAUUUUGUCGGACCACCAGCGAUCAUACCAUGCUCAAAAGUCGCUUAGGUCACUCGUUUUGCCCAUUCUAACAUUCAAUCGAACAGUAACAGGAUGCCUGUAACCGAAUGCCUCUUUUUACAGUCCUGAUUAUGUGGUUUUAUCUGCGCCGAACUUGGUGCAAAACCACGCCCACGAGUAGCUUAGCAAAAGCCGCGCUGAUUGGACAGUUUGUUCUGACGUGCCUCUUCAGGAAGUAAACGCGACAGUUUCGGGUUAGCAAUAUAGCUGGUAUCAAAUAAGAAACGUGUGUGAAGAGUAACUCCUAGCGACAUCAACAGACUGCCAAGUAUUAUUGAUUUACCUCGCAGACAGUGGACUGAAGAUUGUCGACACUGAUGGAAGUAUUGUCAAGCUAUUAGCUAGCAAGUUUACAUUCGCAAGUAGCUAGCUAGCUAAUCGAGUGUGCUGCUGUGCUGAGACGGACAACCGUCAUCAUCAACGAUAUUGCUAACUAACGUUAACCCCAACUAAGGGCUUUCCCGUUGUCACUUGUGCUACCGUCGCUGCUCCAAUAUGCCUCGUGAGUGCGCUGUUAAAAUGUGCGACAACAAACAAAAGACUUGGUCGGCGCUAAUGUUUCACCGACUUCCAUUGAGUAAUCCGGACCGAUUGAAACUAUGGAUGGUUGCUCUGAACAAAGAUGCUAAUACACCGACCGAUGACCUCAGAAAGUUACUAGUGUGCUCGGAACAUUUUCUACCGGGGGACUAUUAUGAGAAGCUGGGACAGGACAGACACAGCAGGAUGAGAAUCAUGAAAAGUUUCCUGAAGGAUACGGCGGUGCCGUCAGUGGCCAUAAACACCACGCCAGGACAACGUGGAAUAAUGGCGGUUGAGACAGGAGACGUACCUCCAGCUGUAGACGAUCCACCAGGGACUGACUCCCUAUCUGCUGGAGGGGCGUCUGCUCCAACCCCACAGCAUGGAGGGGCAGGUGUUGCUACGGCUACGACGGGGUUCCUCUCCCACCUGGGUCUGCGGCUGACAGAGCCUGCUUCAACCUCUGGAACGUACGUGGCUCUGGUACCCACGUGUACACUUAGUAAGAACAUCCCCUUCACGACUACGACGGGGGGCGCAUGCAGAAGGAAAAAAACAAAGACCAACGUUCCUGUGGCGCGCAGGAAGAAAGGUCAAAUGGACUCAGCCGCUAAGAAGACUUCAGUGAAGGACUGCACCAGUACGACCUCUACUGCUGGUUCCACUGUCUCGCCUUUCACCACCUCCAGCCCCUCCACCUCCAGCCAGGGAUCCAGCUCUGACAGUAAGGUGUCAGGAGAACCGGACGGAGAGCCGGACGGAGAAGGAGGAUGGAGCGAAAGGAAAUGGAUCGUGAACGAGUCGAAACUCAAGGAGCUUUUCCAGACGUGUCACCAGUGCGGCGCUGCCUUGCGUAACAGAACGAUAACCGCUUUGGGUUACAGCCAAAUCAAAGUGACAUGGACUUGUCCCGAUAAGCACAGAGGAGAGUGGCAGUCGUGUUCCGAUGCUUUCGCUAUCGGUCACUACCUGCAGAUGGUUGGUUACAGAGUGUUGCUAGACUCCAUGAAUAGUCAGUUUGUAAGUCAUGAUGACUAAGUAUCUACUACAGAAUGUCAUCUAGUAAAUACCAGGGUCGUAGUACCCUCCUAUUACCAGACUGAUGACAGUCUGUGGAGAAAAACACAAUGGAAACUUACAGGACUUCACUGUGGCUGUACCCGGUUGGGGUACUUCACUGUGGCUGUACCGGGUCGGGGUAUUGCACUGUGGAUGUACCGGGUCGGGGUACUUCACUGUGGAUGUACCGGGUCGGGGUACUUCACUGUGGAUGUACCGGGUCGGGGUACUUCACUGUGGAUGUACCGGGUCGGGGUACUUCACUGUGGAUGUACCGGGUCGGGGUACUUCACUGUGGAUGUACCGGGUCGGGGUACUUCACUGUGGAUGUACCGGGUCGGGGUACUUCACUGUGGAUGUACCGGGUCGGGGUACUUCACUGUGGAUGUACCGGGUCGGGGUACUUCACUGUGGAUGUACCGGGUCGGGGUACUUCACUGUGGAUGUACCGGGUCGGGGUAUUGCACUGUGGAUGUACCGGGUUGGGCUACUUCACUGUGGAUGUACCGGGUCGGGGUACUUCGCUGUGGAUGUACCGGGUUGGGGUACUUCGCUGUGGAUGUACCGGGUCGGGGUACUUCGCUGUGGAUGUACCGGGUUGGGGUACUUCGCUGUGGAUGUACCGGGUCGGGGUACUUCGCUGUGGAUGUACCGGGUUGGGGUACUUCGCUGUGGAUGUACCGGGUCGGGGUACUUCGCUGUGGAUGUACCGGGUUGGGGUACUUCGCUGUGGAUGUACCGGGUUGGGAUACUUCGCUGUGGAUGUACCGGGUUGGGGUACUUCGCUGUGGAUGUACCGGGUCGGGGUACUUCGCUGUGGAUGUACCGGGUCGGGGUACGUCGCUGUGGAUGUACCGGGUCGGGGUACUGCGCUGUGGAUGUACCGGGUCGGGGUACUUCGCUGUGGAUGUACCGGGUCGGGGUACUGCGCUGUGGAUGUACCGGGUCGGGGUACUGCGCUGUGGAUGUACCGGGUCGGGGUACUGCGCUGUGGAUGUACCGGGUCGGGGUACUGCGCUGUGGAUGUACCGGGUCGGGGUACUGCGCUGUGGAUGUACCGGGUCGGGGUACUUCGCUGUGGAUGUACCGGGUCGGGGUACUUCGCUGUGGAUGUACCGGGUCGGGGUACUUCGCUGUGGAUGUACCGGGUCGGGGUACUUCGCUGUGGAUGUACCGGGUCGGGGUACUAGUGGAUUGUCAGAACCUGAGGCGGUGGGUAUGUUCCAAGCUGAUAUAUCUGAAUAAUAUCAGGUCUAACAUAAAAAUGUUACUGUCAUUAAUUAGUGACCAGAGCCCUAUUCCCAAUAUAGUGAACUACUAGUGACCAGGGCCCUAUUCCCUAUAUAGUGAACUACUAGUGACCAGGGCCCUAUUCCCUAU
Salvelinus namaycush (lake trout) is the source of this 3090-nucleotide messenger RNA. RefSeq lists its product as uncharacterized. Bases 1864 to 2955 code for a protein of 363 amino acids. The record is from RefSeq and is a predicted model, not a curated record. NCBI's taxonomy places the organism in Eukaryota, Metazoa, Chordata, Actinopteri, Salmoniformes, Salmonidae. The transcript is spliced from 4 exons.